GACGGGGCUUGACACGCGCCGUUGCUGUUUAGAUAUCCGGGGCCGCGCGCUUGUCCGACGUAAACAUCACUCCCGAGCUCCGGCGCAUCACCGAAAAGAGUACCAGACACCUGACGACGUACCCGGCCAUCACUUCCUUGACUACGGGACACCCUCUCUUUCCCCUGUUCUCAAGCCUAUUCAGGCACACGCGAUGGAGUCUGCGCAUAGGAAAAUCGAGCUCCAGUCCCACGAAGACCUCGCAUUCCUCCUCAACAAUGUCCGACGCGCCGCACGGGACCAACUCGACAAUGCGUUCCCGCAAAUAGAGGGCAGCAAUGCAGGAGAAGAUGAGCUCCGGGUGCCUAUUGAGCGGCUCGUGAACGAGUACAUCGACAAAACAUUUACCCAUGCCGCCCCGAACCUAUCCAUCAACGGUCUCGACGCUGAUCCCACCGCCUUCCUCUCCCUCAAUCCCUCCGACGAGCCCGAGGAGGCCUACGAGCCCUGGGAUCCCCGCCUCCGCCAACGCGUCGAAGAUCUCGCCCGCGAGGAGGAGGACCUCCUUAACGAAAUCGCCGCCCUUAAGAAGUCCGUCCCCGGCGCCGUCGCCGCCGCCAUGACGCACGAUUUCAAGACCGCCGUCGCCUCGGACGAGGCCGCGCUCGAGGCCGCCAAGAAGGCGAGGGAGGCCGAGGCGAACGUGAUCGAGGCCGAGGCGCUCCCGCUCGAAGAGAUGGAAAGGAGGACUGAGGUCAAGGAGAUCUUUGGGGGCGCGGUCGGCGCGCUGGGCAAGUUAAAGAAGGAGAUGCCAGCUACAGUCGCCAAGAUGGAGAGAGCGAGGGUCGCGGGCGAGUACACCGUCACUGAACGAUCGUGAACAGCAUAUUCACAUGGAGAGGGGCCGUAAUGUCUGGGAGUUUCGGCGUUUUGGGGGCUUUUAUACCACAAUUCACAUAGGGGUUAGAAAAGGGUUGUCAGCCCAUGCAACUACUUGUAAAGAUGAAUCAAACCGGAUGAUGUAG
This is a messenger RNA of Colletotrichum destructivum, 1004 nucleotides long. RefSeq lists its product as uncharacterized. Gene Ontology annotation, cellular component: kinetochore; MIS12/MIND type complex. Gene Ontology annotation, biological process: mitotic sister chromatid segregation. The record is from RefSeq and is a predicted model, not a curated record. Lineage: Eukaryota; Fungi; Ascomycota; Sordariomycetes; Glomerellales; Glomerellaceae. The transcript is spliced from 2 exons. The coding region runs from base 194 to 859 and encodes 221 amino acids.